This is a messenger RNA of Heterotrigona itama, 1193 nucleotides long. NCBI's taxonomy places the organism in Eukaryota, Metazoa, Arthropoda, Insecta, Hymenoptera, Apidae. The record is from the annotation of a GenBank genome assembly.
UAUAUGAAGUUUAUGUUUCUGAUGUUUCUUCGAAUCGAAACGAAAAAAAAAAAAAAAACGAAAUGAAUGAAUUUCAAAAAGUAAAGUGAUUCAAUUCAAAUAAAAAAAAAAAAUCUCAACAUUUUCCGGCCAGGCAGAGUUGAGCAAUUUGGAGAAAGAACGUUUAUCGAUACGCGAGGAGCUUUGCUCGAAAGAUCAUCUGUUGCAAAACGAGCGAAGAAUAUCGAACGAACUGAAAACUCGUUUGAAGACGGCGUCGGUGACGAUCAAUCGUCUGGAGGAGGAAAGAAUGCGUGACAAGAUCGAUUACUCGAGUUUGUCAGCAAAUUACGAGACUUUGCUUCAGGAGCGUGAUAUCUUGAAGAAGGGGGCUCUGUCUUGCCAAACGGAAGCCGCGAAAUUCAAAUUCAAAAUCGAGAGUUUAGAGAGCACGUUGCGGCGGGAAAUUCAACAGAGAGAGAAGCUGCAACAAGCGUUGAUGGAACUAAAGAACGAUUACGAGAAUAUAACCGUUAAUAUCGAUAAGAAUAUCAUCAAGCUUGGAAAGGAGCAGGAGUAUUUACUAGACAGUGGUAAAGCUACAAUUCUCUUAAACAAACGAUUGCAAACCUUUGGCCUUUGUUCCCACGCGAUUAACGAAAGGAACAAAGCACGUAUGAGAGAUUUACAACGUAAAUUAAUCGCUUCUUCUAUUAACGAAUCCAUGAAAUUAUCCAGUAAUGAUACAUUACAUCCAGAAGUCGAGAAUCUAUGUUCCAAGUUAAAAGAAAUGUUGACAAAUUUAAAAAUAAAGAUGCAAGAUUCUGCGUCAUUCGAAGAGAAACUAGACAGGAUCUUCAAUGAGUUCUCUACAAGCCUUAACGCAAGUACAACAACGAUGAAAACAACUGCAACGAAUAAAUGAAUCAGGUCGAAUGAUUACCAACAUUUAUUUCAUCUCAGUUUCUCGAUACAUUCUGAUAAGUAAGAGGUUUAUUUCGACUUGAUAAAAUACUUCGAAAUAAAAUUACAUUGCUUAUAUCGUUAUAAAACAUGUUAAAAAAUUAUUGAUAAUUUUGUAUGUACAUCAUCCUUGCACUCGAGCAGUUUAAGAUUGUAAGAUUAGCCGUUAAUUCGUUGCCAUUUCUUUAUUUCUUCCAUUUUGUUAAGAAUUGAAAUUCAAUGAAAAGAAAAAAAAAAAAGAACAGAAACGA